Messenger RNA from Theileria annulata, 2370 nucleotides. RefSeq lists its product as uncharacterized. The record is from RefSeq and is a predicted model, not a curated record. The transcript has 4 exons. The coding region runs from base 1 to 2370 and encodes 789 amino acids. NCBI's taxonomy places the organism in Eukaryota, Apicomplexa, Aconoidasida, Piroplasmida, Theileriidae.
AUGAUAUGUGAAAAUUGUGAUGAGGAGAUAGGAGAAGCUGUCACAUGUCCCAUCUGUGGUGUGAUUCAGAACAUCACUGAGACCCAAGUUGAUGUUUUCUCAGGUUUCUAUUCAAAAUCACAGAGAAUCUCACAGCCCGCUCCAUUACAUACUGAAACUACUAUACCAACAAUUUUACAAACUGGUCCAACUCCCUCAGACGCUGUUGAUACUAUAGAUAGUAAGAUAAAGGGGAGAAUAUGUGAAUUACAAGAAUUACUAAAAAAUAUAGUCAAAAUAUUAAUAAUUAAGUAUAAUGUAACGUACAGGGUAGAACUUUACGCAAAAAAUCACUGGAAAUCAUUUUUAACGAGAUUUAUUACUAAUCUAAACUCAGUUGUGGAUGUUACGAGCUCUCCAGAUAAUUCUGGAAAAGUGGUGGAUGAAACUAUGAGUAUAAAAUGUCUGGAUGAACGUCUAGUGAUGGAAAUAAUAUGUAAAAGUUUAAAUAAGCUCAUUAUAUACAACAGACUCCUGUAUAUUAAUUUUAACAAAAAUCCAAAUUCCCAACCUAACUAUUUGGAUGAUAUAGAAGACUGUAAUGGACUGAAUAAUAGUAAAGUGGAUAUACUAUGCAGAAAAAUAAUGAAAUAUUUAAGAUUGCCGAGUAUUUGUUUAAUAGUGUUGGAUAAGUUAAUUGGUUGUGUAUUAGAGGCCGAGUUAAAUUUGAGUGAUGAAAUACUUUCCUGUGCAUUAGUGCUCAUUGUUUGCCGUUUAUUAUGGCCAAUUUAUCAUAUUCAACCCCCAGCCCACAAUACUACCAAGUCAAAUACAGAGAAUAGGGGUAACAUAUCAAAUGAAAAAGACGAUGUUAUAAAUGAUUCAGACAAUAGAAUCUUAAAGUAUGUGUUGGACAAGUAUAGAGAAAAGGAUAUGAACUCGUUUAUGUCUUCAAUUUUGUACAGAUACACAAAUAAUUAUUAUCUACAAUUUAAGCUUUCAAGUCUUAAACACCUGUUCAACUCACAUAAUACUACACUUAAUUUAUUAGGAUUCAAAUUCCAAGAUAAUUCUAACAACUCAAUUACUAAUGAGGAAAGUGAAGAUGGUGUGGAUGAAUUGAUUGAUAAGUUGAAAAGGGGAUUAAUGACUAAUAAUGAAAUAUAUUAUGUAAUAACAAGUUUGUUUAGAAAUUACCCAAACUUUUCUGGCUUUUCCUUUGAAAAAUUGUUAGAAUUUACACAUUUUGCAUUCACUAAUCGUGACCAAAAGAGACAAACUUUCAAAUCCAUCCAAAAAAUUCUCAAUACUAACCAAUACAAUAUUUAUAAUACUAUUAAUCUGAACGCAGUAUUGAGCAAGGGGGACAACACUGAAAAUAAUAAAAACAACGCUAAUCAGGGUGUGAAAGCGAAUUUGUGGGUUGCCUGUAAUAUACGUUUUAACUUUGAAGGUGAGUUAGUUGGUACUGAUGCUAAUAAACUUCGAAAACUGGCCGGUGAACUAUAUACUAAAGCCAAUGCCCUAGCCGAUAAAGUUAGUGCUGAAGAUAGUGAUGGUCAGGCUGCCAAAAAUCUUGCCGAUGAGGUCGGUCAAAAUGAACAGAGUGGACUCACGCAAGCUCUCAAAGAUCUUGCUGGUGCUACUGAUCUUGAACUAACUAAUAAGGUCCAAGCUGUUAAAGAUAAAUACAAAAUAGUCAAAGAGAAAUAUGAAGCAGUCCAGACACAAAAUAGAGAAGGCGCAUAUAAAGACAAGGGUAAAGAAGAAUAUGACAAAGUUGUAGCCUCAUGGAAUGAUUUCAAUAAUGUCUAUAAGGAGUUUGAUAAAUACAUUAGUGGUGGACACGAAAGAAGAAGAUUUAGUGAAGCUCCUAUGUAUGAUGUCGAUAACACUAAUCCUGGUGAAAGAGUUAAACUUAAAGCAGAAGAUCUGAGGGAUGUGGCCAAACUACUUCAGGCACAAGUUGGUGAACAAACUAGUGGUGGAAAGAUCUGGAAUCAGGCCAACCAACUACACGGUGCAGCCCAUGCACUAAUCGAGCAAGUAUCUACUAAACCUGAUCUUACAGGACCUCUAGAUGUCCUCAAGAAAGCCAUUGGAGAAAAUGAUUCUGCUGCUGAUUCUCUACAAAAGGCCCUCUCUGAACUCUCUAGUGCUAAAGAAAAUGAAGUUGUUGAAAAGGCCCUUGUUGUAAUAGAGAAGUACAACAAAGUCAAAGAUGCAUACGAUAAGGUCACGGAGAAAUCAGAUGCAUAUACUAAAGCUCUUAGUGAUGAACAAAAUAAAUACACCGAAGUUACAUCUCAAUUUGAAGCACUUCAAACCGCCUUCAACGCUGGAAAGUGUAAGGCUAUCAGUCCUAUUUAUGACAAACCUAUGAUUGGAUAA